Messenger RNA from Mobula hypostoma (lesser devil ray), 2361 nucleotides. RefSeq names its product zinc finger protein 281-like. Gene Ontology annotation, biological process: regulation of transcription by RNA polymerase II. Lineage: Eukaryota; Metazoa; Chordata; Chondrichthyes; Myliobatiformes; Myliobatidae. The transcript has 6 exons. The coding region runs from base 1 to 2361 and encodes 786 amino acids. The record is from RefSeq and is a predicted model, not a curated record. Gene Ontology annotation, molecular function: RNA polymerase II cis-regulatory region sequence-specific DNA binding; DNA-binding transcription factor activity, RNA polymerase II-specific.
AUGAGCAUUGUCCAUGACAAAUUAGGUAAUGAAUUCCUCAGGAAUGGUGGGAUGGAACCAAACUUGUCUUCUGGUAUGAUCAUGUUCAGUCACCUCCCACCAAUCACAAAUAUUUCUAGCCUUGCUGCUCAUUCUGUUAUACCAUCUGUACCUCAGGAUUUGAUCCUCAAAAAAGAUCCUGAUGCUCCAGCAGAAAAAUAUUCAUCAGAAUAUGUGCAGCCCAUCUCGGAUGUUAAAGAGAAGAAAUUCUCCGCACAUGAUGGAUUUUUAUUUUUUAAAAAUAAGCUCCUCGAGGAAGAGGAGUUGGGCAGGGGACAGAGCAUCUUGACCCAAACCCUGACUCAUACUGGUGUAUCACAUGUCAGAUUUGAAAACGAUUACCUCAAUGUUCCUAAACAAGGGAUUGUUAAGAGGGCAAACAAACAAAAUUCCCAAUCUCAGGGUACAAAACCCAAGCGGAAGCAAAGUGAAACGACCAAGUCUUCAGCUGGUGGAGAUGGUGCCAGUCUCUUACGUGGUACGAAGGUUCACGUAUGUGAGCAUUGCUGUGCCUCCUUUCGUAGUUCUUACCAUCUUCGUCGCCAUAUCCUUAUUCAUACUGGUGAACGGCCUUUUCAAUGUAGCCAGUGCAAUAUGUGUUUCAUUCAGAAAUAUCUUCUUCAGAGGCAUGAGAAGAUCCACAGUGGAGAGAAGCCGUUUUGUUGUGAUCAGUGUAAUAUGAGAUUCAUCCAGAAAUAUCACAUGGAAAGACAUAAAAGAACACAUAGUGGAGAAAAGCCUUAUCAGUGCCACACUUGCCAACAGUAUUUUUCCAGAACAGAUAGAUUAUUAAAGCACAGACGUACAUGUGGAGAAGUCCUUGGAAAAAGUGAAAAUGGAAUGGAACCUGGAUCAUCCUGUCAAAUUGGAAAUGGAUGUUUUACCUCAUCUCAGGGAAUGACAGGAACACAUAAGAAAUCAAAAUCUAAAGUUACAUCUCAGGAGGCCAAGGGCAAAUCAGUCCGUAAAAAGAAUAAAACUAAUAUAUCUGAACUGCAAAGCAGCCUAACCGGGUGCAAAGACAAGUUGUCUGUGUAUAAUAUGCAUGAAUAUGCUGUUGAAAUGCCAUUGGGGUCUUCCAAUAUAACGUUAGGAAAUGCAAGUGAAGAGGAUUUACAAACAAGAGCACCUAAAUUGGUAAUUAAAAAAGUAAAUUUGAAGAGCCCUCAAAGAACAGGUGUGAACAAUGCAACACAUCUUGUUACACCUACCACGGAGCUGAUGAGACAAAAGUUAAUGACUAAUAAGCAAGGAGCUGUAGAAUUGAACAGCAGCACCAGCAUGGAUAAUAUUGUCUUGUUGCAGAGUGUAGGCAAUAAAACAGAACAGGCUAAUAACUGCAACUACGAUGAUGCUAUGCAGUUUUUUAAGAAAAAAAGAUACUUGCAAGCUGCCUCCAAUAACAAUGACUAUGCAGUGAGUAUAGGACAAAUGGCAUCUCAGCAGUCUGUGAUCCAGGCAGCAGUUGCCAGUGUGAUGGACGAUGAAAACUCACUUACACUGAUGGAUUCUUCUCCAAUGAAUGUGGAUGUGAAAGUCUGUCAUGAGAAGCCUGGAAUUCCAGAUGAGGUUCUUCAGAGCCUUUUAGACCAAUAUUCCCACAAACAUGAGGGCCAGCAUGAUGUUCCUUUUGAUAUUGCUGACCAACAUAUACCAAUCCAUUCUUCAGGCGAAAAUCCAGAGAUGCAUGAGGAAGCUGUUUGCCCAGAAUCACAUCCAUCACGUAGUGACAAAACAGGACUGCUCCAAGAAUAUUCUAAGUACCUCCAGCAAGCUUUAGAAAGAACCAGUCAAGGCGAUGGGUUUUCACUAACCUCAGGAAUGCAGUUUUGUCCUACUAGUCCUCCAUCAAGUCUACCCAGCCAUAAUUUAUUCCCUGAUAAACAAGCUUACACCACCCCUGCACUUGAGUGUGGUUUCAGUCCAUCUAUUACCUCAGUGUUGCCAAUCACCUCACCAAAACCACAUUUUGGUUUGUUGGUUGGAAGUUCCCAACCUGGCAUUCACUUUCCUGCUACUGAAACAGCUCAUCAAAGGCUGACACCGUCUCAGGAGUUGGUUGGACAGCUGGAACAACAAAAGAAGUUGGAGGGUAGUUUGAGUCAACAGGUCUAUCAGAUUGAGAAUUUUGCCCAGGCCUUUGGUUCUCAGUUCAAAUCAGGCAGUAGAAUGCCAAUGACCUUCAGCAGUGACACCAGUGAAGAGGUCCACCAAAUAAGGACUACAGUUUCUGAAUUCUCAGGGUACUCUAAUUUGUUGUCUAAUGCUAAUGAGCCAAUCAGUACGGGAGCCAAGACUCCGACCAGCCAAAGUUAUCAGUAA